GCUUGUAAACGAUCAUUAACGAACUGCGCUUUUAUCUUUCCCUUUUUUUUUUCUUCUCCAGACUCGAACUUUCAAUCCUGUUAUUCUCUUUCACGACCAUGAGUUUGCGACCGAUGGAUCCGGGCACACGAAGCACAUUCACAUCUCCUACCCUGAUCCGUCAUAUGAGCCUUACAUCAAAUCGCACAAAGAACGUAUCGAACAAAUGCUUGUAGAUAAUGGUAGAUUCUGGUCCAGCUUUACCGAUCGGCAUGGUAGAGAUGACGAUGCUGCCGAUAGUUCACCGAUAUCUUCGUCAACAUCAUCGCCGACCCCUCCACUUGUGCCGUGCGAUCUUCCUUCGCCACCUGACUCUUCCUCAUCACCUCCGCCGACCAGAACCAGCCAUUUUGACCGUUACAGUGAACAGCAAAAUGUUUUCUUAGCCAAACCGUAUCAUCAGAGCAAACGAAAGCGAGGUAAUCUGCCAAAAGCUACCACGGCUGUUUUGCGAGCCUGGCUACUGAAACACAAGAUGCACCCUUACCCAACGGAAGAUCAGAAACAGGAGCUUGCCCUGGCCACUAAUUUGACAGUUCACCAAAUUAGCAAUUGGUUCAUCAACGCGCGAAGACGGAUUUUGCAACCCAUGCUGGAUAAGGAUCAGAAUCCUGAAUUGGAUAUCUAUCCUUACGAGUGUAGUUCAGAUGAAAAUCUCAAACGUUCGCGGUGUUAGUUGAUCCCUGAAGAAGCAUAGCUGGAUCUUCUUUGCCUUUCGUAACAGGUCGUUUCCCAAACCCUUCUCUUUAGUAUGUUCUUACUCUUUUUCUUUCCUUUUCCAUUGCUUUUUCUCCCCUUCCCCAUUUCAAUAUCUAUCCCUC
Molecule: messenger RNA, 860 nt
Organism: Umbelopsis ramanniana AG
Lineage: Eukaryota; Fungi; Mucoromycota; Umbelopsidomycetes; Umbelopsidales; Umbelopsidaceae
Exons: 3
Coding region: 206-715 (169 amino acids)
Biological process (GO): regulation of transcription by RNA polymerase II
Molecular function (GO): RNA polymerase II cis-regulatory region sequence-specific DNA binding; DNA-binding transcription factor activity, RNA polymerase II-specific
Source: RefSeq, a predicted model, not a curated record